AUGGCCUCUUCUGUUGCAGCCAAGCAACUCGCCACGGCGCAGAAAUUCGUCGACGGCUACAACGAAUGGACGGCACAAGGCGUCGUACGCGCUCGAUCUGACGACUGCGUGCAUGCUGUCCUUCCAGUCUCGCUGAACCGGCCGCCAAGGACGAACGCAGACUACAAGUUGUUCUUUGGGAAUGUGGAGCCACACAUGAGCGACUUCCACAUGAAGGUUGUCAAGAUUGUCAAUGACCCGGAGCAGAAAAUGGCGGUCGUGCACGCCACAGGCAACGGAGAGACGCCCUUCAUGCCGUAUCGAAAUGAGUACGCCUUCUUCCUGGCGUUCAGCGAAGACCGCGAGAAGGUCGAGAGGAUCGAGGAGUUCCUGGACUCCAAAUUUACGACUGAAUUCUUCCAGAAGAUGCAGGAGUACCUGCAACACGCACAGAAGGCUUGA
This is a messenger RNA of Zasmidium cellare ATCC 36951, 441 nucleotides long. RefSeq lists its product as uncharacterized. Bases 1 to 441 code for a protein of 146 amino acids. The transcript has 2 exons. The record is from RefSeq and is a predicted model, not a curated record. Lineage: Eukaryota; Fungi; Ascomycota; Dothideomycetes; Mycosphaerellales; Mycosphaerellaceae.